CUCCUCCGAUGCGUCCUCGAUAGGACGGGCGGAGCGAGGACACAUCCGGGUAUCUGGACCGUACUUGGCUGAAUGCGAACUUGUGUAUUGGAACAGUACCUGGGCCGCUAGAUGACGUUUCACAAGUUCAGGAGGACACAAGUACAGAGAAGUUCACUGAUUGAGAAACGAUGGAGCUGAAGGAGCUGCAGGAGCUGAAGGAGCUGGCUGCAGACGCUUUAUCUCGGAAUAGAAAAGCUGCUCUUCUCCUCGGCGGUGUUGCGGUUCUGGGACUUGCUGGUCUCGGAUAUAAAUACCUGCGAAACCCAGAGAAAGUAGUCCGGGUGGGAGUGGUGUCGAAGCUCCUCAUCCACCCUCUGAAGUCGGGCAGAGCUGUGUCUGUGGCCCUGGCAGAGUGUCAGCAGAGGGGCCUGAAGCUGGGAGACCUGCAGGACCGGCACUGGCUGGUGGUCACGGAGGACGGACACAUGGUGACGGGCAGACAGCAGCCCCGUCUGGUGCUGGUGUCCCUGACCUGUGAGGGAGGUCAGGUCUGUCUGAACGGCCCCGACAUGGAGGAGCUGAGACUCCCCGUCAAACAGUCCGACAACGCCGUCAUCGACUGCAGAUUGUUUGGAGUAGACAUUCAGGGAAGGGAUUGCGGUGACGAAACGUCUCGCUGGCUCACUCGUUAUCUGGGGGAGGAGAAAACCUAUCGCCUGGUGCACUAUGAACCCCAGAUGACGGCGAGGAGCCUGGAGGAGCCGAAGCCUAUUCCCUCACAAAAUGAGGAGGUGGUCUACGCAGAUGAAGGACCUGUGAUGCUGCUGUCCGAGUCCUCUGUCAAGGAUCUCAGCAGCAAAUUGGAGAACGACGUCACUGCGGAGCGUUUCCGCCCAAACAUUGUCAUAAGCGACUGUGAAGCAUUCGAAGAGGAUUCGUGGGAAGAGGUCCAGAUUGGCAGCGUGCGGCUGCAGCGUAUGAUGUCAUGUGGACGAUGCAUUUUCACCACCGUUGACCCUGAAACGGGUGUAAUCACCAGAAAAGAGCCUCUGGAAACACUGAAAAGCUAUCGUCUGUGCAAACCGUCCGAGAAGCACAUCUACAAAUCGUCUCCGUUGUUCGGACAGCUGCACAGCGUGAAGAAGAUGGGGAUCCUGCAGGUCGGCGAUGUGGUGUACAAGAUCAGCCGUUGAUGGAGGGAGUCAGGGAGUUAAAAAAACAUUCCAACAAACUAUCACGGUAUGAUCACUGAGCUAGGCGACACUAAAGAAACCACUGAAGUAGAUGAAUUGAUCACAUAUAAUAAGGAUAGACACUAAAAUUGCAAAAAGCACAAAAAUGUAACACAAACUUGUCACUGUUUUAUCAACUGGUCUGUGAAUCACAGAGAUAUCAUGCAAAAUAAAACACUAAUCAACAAUUAUUUUAUAGUGGAGUUUAUUUUCAUUAAAUUUGGCCUCAUCUGCGUCAGAUGGGCUGUUUGUAACACUAACGGUGCCUGAAUUAAACACAUUUCUAACAACAUUUCCACUGGUCAAUAAGUCCUGAGAGUACAUGCUGCUAUUAUACUUUUAAUACAAUACUAAAAAAAAUGUAUUAUUCCUGGAAAAAACAGGGCAGAGGGACUCUGCUGGGCAACAUCAACCUGUGGUUUAAAAAAAAAAGAAGAUUCCUGAUAAAUGAUUUAUUCACAUGGAUUAACUGUUCUCCCAUCUAAUAAUGCUAACAUCGUCAAGUCAUCAUAUUUAAAGGCACAGGUUUGUAAUAAAAAAAGGAGAAUUUCCAAUGGACUGGUAGCAAAAAAUGACGUAAAAAAUUAGUAAUGAAGUCCAAGACUGCCAAAUGACAUCAAGAAGAUGUCAAGAAUAAAAUAGAUUUUUACAUUCUAUAUGAUUUACGUAAUAACAUAAAAGAAAAAAGUAGUAGUAUGGAAAAGAUUAUUGUUUUACGUCUCGCCAUCAGCAGGAACAAAAUAACUACUGUCUUCUGAUCCAUGCUGUCAUUGUUUUUACAUUUUAAAGCCAAUACUGUGAUGAACUAAACCUGUUCUGUGCCAGUUGUCAGGGUAAAUAUUCCCCAAACCCUCCCUGUUGACAUGUACUUAACACUUUUAUUUAGAAAAACUUGCAAAGUCUUAACAGAAGAGGGUUAGUGACCUGUUACCUUUCAUUUAAUCUGUGUUUCCAUGGUGGAUUUUUAUACCAGUAAGAGAGCAAGGUUUGAGUCCCAGUAAGAUGUUGGUGUAGUUACAUGCGAUGGCCAGUAGGGAGCAAUAUGCCUUCACUAAACCACCUCAAGAGCCUGUAGAGAGAGGAAGAUAUUUUCCUAUAAAUGAACCUUUGAUACUCAUGUAAAAGUUUCAGUUUGGUUCAGUGAAUUUAAUCUUUCAAAUAUGUGUUUUUUAAGCAGCCUAUAGAUUUGUACAUUGCAGCAGUGACAGUUGAAUGUAUUAUAAAAAGGGACGACAAAGAAGAAAGUGUAAGAUACAGAAAAUCAGCAACAAAAAUGCCAAGAAUGUUUGCAUACUGACCAUGUCCUUUAUAAAGGAUCAAAAUCAAAAAUAUAUAUUUUUAACAACACUAAUCUACCGCUGCUUAAAACAUGUAUCUUCGGAAGUAUGACAUUUUCUUUCUGUGAUAUUGAUGUAUGAACGUGAUUCAUGGUGGAGCUUUUUGUUUUUAAAUGUGGUUUGAAUAAAUAAUUCUAAUCCAUCA
Molecule: messenger RNA, 2696 nt
Organism: Anoplopoma fimbria (sablefish)
Lineage: Eukaryota; Metazoa; Chordata; Actinopteri; Perciformes; Anoplopomatidae
Gene: marc1
Product: mitochondrial amidoxime reducing component 1
Exons: 7
Coding region: 171-1175 (334 amino acids)
Biological process (GO): nitrate metabolic process
Cellular component (GO): mitochondrial inner membrane
Molecular function (GO): molybdenum ion binding; molybdopterin cofactor binding; pyridoxal phosphate binding
Source: RefSeq, a predicted model, not a curated record